Molecule: messenger RNA, 816 nt
Organism: Lasiosphaeria miniovina
Lineage: Eukaryota; Fungi; Ascomycota; Sordariomycetes; Sordariales; Lasiosphaeriaceae
Product: thioredoxin-like protein
Exons: 2
Coding region: 1-816 (271 amino acids)
Biological process (GO): cellular response to oxidative stress
Cellular component (GO): Golgi lumen; cytoplasm; fungal-type vacuole
Molecular function (GO): glutathione disulfide oxidoreductase activity
Source: RefSeq, a predicted model, not a curated record
AUGCCUUCCCACAGGAGAGUCCGACUUCUCUUCUAUGCCGUCCUGGCUGCCGUUGUCAUCAUGCUCUUCUUCACCUCACACCUGCGCCGGACGAGCCCACAAGACACGCGGACAUCCCGAGACUUUUAUCACAAAACAACCGAUGCCUUGGAAAAGACCCAAGGGGUCAUGGCCGGUGACGGCACCCUGAAGCCCGUCGAGCGGCACGACCACGACGCCGAUGGCGACAUAGACGAGGAUGACGAGAUCGUUGCCAAGGCCAUGGCCGAUCGCCUCAGAGCCGCCGAGCAAAAAGCCAAAGACAUCGCCAAUGCCAAGGCCCCCAACAAACCCGACCCGCCUUCGAAUAUCAUCGGUGUUGGAAGCUCGGCAAGCGGUCAGAAGAAGACGGACGAUGCACUUAAGAAGCAGGAUGGGACCACAGACACUGACGAGAGCAGUGAUGUGGCUGAGCUGGAUGCCGAGAUGGACUCCAUCUUCGCGAAAUCUCCCGUGAUCAUUUUCUCCAAGUCGUACUGCCGGUACUCGGCCAGGGCAAAGGGCGUCUUGAUGGAGAAGUAUCUAAUCGAACCGAAGCCCUUCGUCGUCGAGCUCGACCAGCACCCACUCGGUCGGCAAAUACAAGCGAGGCUGUUGGCCAUGACAGACCGAAAGACGGUGCCCAACAUAUUAGUUUAUGGCAAGAGCAUUGGCGGCGGCGACGAGAUAACUACCCUGGACAAUGAGAAGACGUUGGCCGCCAAGAUCAAGUCCAUUGCUGGCAAGCGCGUCGACGUGACAGAGCGCUUUGUCGAAGACGUCCAAAAAACAAACUAG